Varanus komodoensis (Komodo dragon) is the source of this 1594-nucleotide messenger RNA. Its product is annotated as C-type lectin domain family 2 member D-like. NCBI's taxonomy places the organism in Eukaryota, Metazoa, Chordata, Lepidosauria, Squamata, Varanidae. The coding region runs from base 1 to 582 and encodes 193 amino acids. The transcript has 4 exons. The record is from RefSeq and is a predicted model, not a curated record.
AUGCCGGGCUUAUGGCUCGGAGGCAGCAUCCCGACAUGGCGGGUCGAGGAGCAGCUUUCGCCAAACUGGCACCGCAGGGCAGGGCGCCUCGAUGGAGACCUCGAACUGGCUUCUGCUGGGCUGCUGAACGGCCCGUUCCUGGAAGCGCCGCCGCAGUCCUGGAACUGGGGGCGUGCAGGGACAACCCCAGCACAACUGCCAGGGGCUCCCGCCACUCCAGUGGGCUGCUGUCCAGAUGGCUGGGCUGGCUACGAAAGGAGAUGCUACCAUUUUGCCGAGGCAGAGAAGAACUGGACAUCCAGCAAGUCCGACUGCUCCUCCCUCAACGCCUCUUUGACAGUAGUCGACUCCCAAGAAGAGAUGAACUUCCUGAGACGCUAUAAAACUCCUGCUGACUACUGGAUUGGCCUCCGAAGAGAUCUAGAAACAGAUCCCUGGAGAUGGAUCGAUGGUACCAUUUUCAACAACUGGUUUCCAGUCGGUGGACUAGGAGAAUGCGCUUACGUGAACCAGAGAGGCAUCGCCAGCUCCAGCUGCGCCAUAGAGCAAGCCUGGAUCUGCAGCAAGCCGGCAAGCAGGUGACGAUCCGCACGCCUGGCGCUGCGUCGCACCAGCUCUGCCCUCCCCCUGCCCACGGCUCCCAGGUAAUGACAAGUCGCGUCUCCCUGCAGCCGCCGCCGCCACCGAAGGGCCCAGGUUACCUUUGUGCUGUGACGGCCGCAGCCUUGCAAUGUGUGUCGGUGGGCCUGCCUGCGAACGUUGGCUGGGGAGACCGACCCGCCUGGUCUUUCAUGGGCAGUGCUCCGCAUUCGUGCCUUCCGUGCUGCUUGGCACUUUCCCUUUCCCCCAAGAGCAGGAAGUCCAGUGCCGCCAGGGCCCUCUUGCUCAGAAGAGGCAGUGUGACGGGGGUUUGCCCUUUGAAUUGUUUGCCUGCUACCCGGAAAGUAACAGAUGGUCGGGGGCCCAGGUAAAGAGUGAUCUCAUGCCAUGGAAGAAUGAACACCUGUGAUAUCAUGGACUGAGGGCUUUGCUGUCAAUAUUUGCUAUCAACAAAUGGAGGUCAGCUUAAAUGGAUUCUUCCUUCACUAUUUGUUUCGCUUUCAUUGGAGCCUGUGCUUAAUUGCGAGAAAGUUGUAUGUGUUACCUAUAAAUCCAUGUGCUUAUAUUAAAAAAUGGAAAAGAUAAUAAAAGGAUUCUGGUGCCCGCAGGCAUCCGGUGAGAGACCCUUCCCAUGAAGUAUUCCAUGACUGAAGUGCGUGACAAAUGCAACAGGAAGGGAGGACCUGCACCAGGGAGCUUCUGGUGUGAAAUAUUUAUCCUAGCUGGAUCCAGACAUCUUUUCUGGGAGCCUGACAUGCACAUCUCAGUCAGCUGAAUUUCCCCAUCACUCUUCUCAAUGCUUCCUUGUCAUCUCGUUGCAGAGAUACAGUCAGGCUGUGUCGGUUGACGAAAGAAAUGACUUGUUGCUCUAAUAUCAGAACAGAUUUUUCUAGAUCUGAACAAUGGUGACAUGAAUAAGAUCCCCUUAGGGCUCACCCACAUCAUUCCCCUUCUCAGUCUUGCUUUGAACCAGCCACUCCAUACCUUUCCCUGA